UGAGCGGCAGUUUCCGUAGCGCGCACGGUCUGUGCAACCGACGUGUUUGAGCGAGAGGCACCGUUGGACAAGACUUCGUCCGACAAAUGCUUAACUAACGAAAACAUAAAAUAUGUCACACUAUUGUGGGCUUCAGCAGCAGUUUUCCACUCGACGAUAGCUGCCAGGGAUUUUUGGAUGGUGAAAGUGUCUUCAAUUGCAUUGCAUCCCUUCUCACUCAACAUACAGUGCUACACUGAAACCCUCUCCAACAGGACCAAGAGGGACCUUAAGAGCUGAAAUGCUCUGCUUGCUAUUAUGGAGUAAGGAAAAAAAGAUUAGAAAUAGUGAAUACUGAAAGACGAAAUGAAAGAGAUUCACAGAAGAGGAGAGUUUAAGUGUUCUGCUCUGGAAUGACCUCCCACACACACGGUUUCUAUGGGGAUUUCUGCAUAAUGGCACUCUCCUGGAUGGGAGGAAGUGUAUUUCUGAAGCAUCUGAUUGCUCUGCUGUGAUUGGUCAGUAUUUUUCAGCUGCUUUACUGCCAUUGAUCAGCAUGCCUGCGAAGGGGAAGUACCUGCUGAAUGAGCAGGAGCUGAAACAGGAAGCACUAUACAGGAAAUUUUCUGGCAUUAGCCAAUACCAGCCCUUCGUUCUGUUGUUGGGACUGAGCAUGCUCACAUGCGCAACACUGCUAGUGAUCUUCUUCAGCUUGGGACUGAAAGCACAGGAGCAUGCUGCAUUUGUGGGUGUUGUUGGAGGAACGUUCUGCUUGUUCCUGGCUGUGUUUAUUUUAGUGUGUACAGAGACCCUCUCUCAAAGAUGGAGAACUUUGCUCGGUCUGGCUGUGUGGGCCACACACCUCACAAUGGGCUUCACCUUUAUUUUCAGCACAGACCAAAUACAACCAUGGGACCAGGUGCCCUUUUUCCUCUUCAUCAUCAUUACAGUCUACACCAUGCUGCCGUUCCAAAUGAGCUAUGCUGUAACUCUGAGUAUCAUCUCCUCUCUGUCUCACAUCAUUGUUUUGUCAGUGCACCUCACAGUGGAAAAGCACUAUCCCAGACACCUCAUCACCAAUCAGUUGUUGUCAAAUGCAGUGUUGUUUGUUUGUGGAAGCGUGGUUGGGGCAUUUCAUAAGGUUCUGAUGGAAAAAGCUCUCAGGCAGACAUUUCAGGAUACUCUCCGCUGCCUUGGCAUUCGCAUGAAACUGGAGAUUGAGAAGAGACAGCAGGAAAACCUGUUGCAGUCAGUACUCCCUGUGUACAUUUCCAUGAAGAUGAAGUUGGCCAUAAUGGAACGCUGCAAGUGUAAAGAUAAGGAGGAACAGCAGCGUAUGGUUCGAGACAACAACUUUCACAGCCUUUAUGUGAAGAGGCAUGAGAACGUCAGUAUCCUGUAUGCCGACAUUGUGGGUUUUACACGUUUGGCCAGUGACUGUUCUCCCAAGGAGCUUGUGAUCAUGCUGAAUGAGCUUUUUGGGAAAUUUGACCAGAUUGCAAAAGAGAACGAGUGUAUGCGAAUAAAAAUUCUUGGUGACUGUUAUUACUGUGUGUCCGGCCUUCCCGUUUCUCUACCAAAACAUGUCAAAAACUGUGUUAAAAUGGGCCUGGACAUGUGUGAAGCUAUCAAGCAGGUGCGUGAGGCAACAGGUGUGGAUAUAAACAUGCGAGUUGGUGUGCACUCCGGAAACGUCCUCUGUGGUGUGAUUGGCUUACGGAAGUGGCAGUUUGAUGUAUGGUCACAUGAUGUCACCUUAGCAAAUCAUAUGGAGUCUGGAGGGUUACCAGGCCGAGUUCACAUCACGGAGGCGACUCUGAAGCACCUGAACAAAGCAUAUGAGGUGGAGGAAGGAAAUGGUCACCUGAGAGACCCCUACCUUAAAGAGCUCAACAUCAAGACUUACCUGGUCAUAGAUCCACGGUCAAAAGACCAAUCGCUGAUGGCUCCUAGUGUUACGAAGCCUCGUGUGAGUGACGGUUUGAAGAUGCGAGCGUCUGUGCGUAUGACACGCUUCCUGGAGUCUUGGGGGGCCGUCAAACCUUUCGCCCACCUGCAGAGCCGAGAGGAAUUCAGCACAGACGCCAUGGUCAAUGGCAAAGGUCGUUGCAAGGACUUCCCUCUUAGAUCAGUAUCGACAAAAAUUACAGAGAGCUUUGAUGAGUCUCUUGAGGAGCCCUUGUCUUUACCUGCUCCUCCCUUGAGCACAUAUAAGAAUAAAUCUCAGAAGACUAAGUUUGAUGAAGAACUGCAUGACAAGAUGACUACCACCAUCAACGAUCUGAGCUCAAGCAAGCAGUGGGUGAAGUCUGAAGAGAUCUCAGGCCUCACGCUGAGGUUUACUAAAAGAGAUCUGGAAAAGCAGUACAGGACUAUAGAGAUGCCAAGCUUUAAAUACUACAUCGGCUGUGCCACGUUCAUCUUCUUCUGUAUCUUCGUCAUCCAGAUGUUUGUUACCAAGCAGCGUAAAGAGCUGGGACUUGCAUUUGCGGUUUUGGCGUGUGUUCUGCUCUUAACCUUGUGCAUCUGUUUUGCAGGUCAUAUUCAGAGGAUGUUUCCCGAGAAGUUGAAGUCAUGUACGUGGCUGUCUGCUCUAUCUGAAGCAGUGGUUAAGAGACCUUUUGUGCGCCUCCCUUUGGCAACUAUUGCUACCACAGUCAUAGUCAUCAUUGCCAUGUUCGACUUGUAUUUUAAAAAUCCAGGGAAUUUAUGUGACUUGCUGCAAAAUAACAGCAGCAUUCCUGAAUCUUUUGAAAAUGACCUUCCGUAUUUGCCUUACUCCGUGUAUAAUUGUAUAUUGGCAUUGAUUGCCUGUGGUGUGUUCUUGAGGGUGAGUUUGGAGCUGAAGGUGGCCUUCCUCUUCAUUGUUUCUACUGUGUACUACAUCAUCAUCAUCUGCUCUCAGGAUGAUCUUUUCAGCAGCUACUAUUACCUUCUCUAUGCCAACCACAGCUGUGCAGAGGACGAUAUGAUGCUGCGCAAAUCAGGACUAAUGAAGCACCCACAAUACAUGAGCUGCAUCUACAUCACACUCUUCCUCUUUACUAUGCUUCUCAUAUCUCGACAGAAUGAGUACUGCUGUCGUCAGGAUUUCCUGUUGAAGAACAAGAAUCUGGCUGAUAAGGAAGAGGUUGAGCUAUGCGAAAACUUGAACCGUCUUCUUUUGGAGAACGUUCUCCCUGCGCAUGUGGCCGCACUCUUCGUGGGCGAGAACAAAAAGAAUGAGGUGGGGCUGCUGUCCACUAUCUCUUUACUAAACAAGAAAUACAAGGACCUGUACUAUAAGUCUUAUGACUGUGUAUGUGUGAUGUUUGCCUCUGUGCCGGACUUCAAAGAGUUCUACACAGAGUGUGAUAUCAACAAAGAAGGACUGGAGUGUUUGAGGCUUCUCAAUGAGAUCAUCGCCGACUUUGAUGAGUUGCUGUCAAAGCCCAAAUUUAGCGGUGUGGAGAAGAUUAAAACUAUUGGCAGCACGUACAUGGCUGCUGCAGGACUAAGUGGACCUCCUGAGCAGACCAGCCAGGACCGGGAGAGGCAGCAUGCACAGAUAGGGAACAUGGUGGAGUUUGCCAUCGCUCUGAUUGGCAAGCUUGAUGGCAUCAACAGACACUCAUUCAACACAUUCAGGCUUCGUGUGGGUAUAAACCAUGGCCCAGUGAUUGCUGGGGUGAUUGGGGCCAGGAAACCACAGUAUGACAUAUGGGGAAACACUGUGAACGUGGCCAGCCGAAUGGAAAGCACUGGGGAACUGGGCAAAAUACAGGUGACGGAAGAGACGUCAGAUGUCCUGCAGAAGCUGGGUUACUCAUGCGAGUGCCGUGGCCUGAUUAAUGUGAAGGGGAAAGGAGAACUCAAAACCUUCUUUGUGUGCACAGAUUCCAGCAAACAGCAGGGCAUCGGUCUGAGCUGAGACUGAAGCCUUAGUCCUCAGAACCAUUGACACAUUCAUACACACAUCCACACAGACCUAAAUGUGAUCUGUUUUUUGUUUAGUUAAUUUGUUAGAGAAUGUCUCAUUGCUACUGGAUAUGUUUCUUUUUAGAUCAUGUCUAAAGAACUGCACAUUCUUUAUUACUCUUAAAUGGUAAAGUGAUUUGACAGCAUUUGAGACCUGAAACUCUGAGAGGACCAACAUCUUACAACACACAUACAGUAGGUAUCUUACCCAAACACAAGCUGAACUUUGCGAUCCUCUUAUGGGAAACAGAACGUAGACAGUGGGUAACUGAGUUCACUGAAGGAAAAGGACAUUCUCAGUAUUGCUCUUAGACUCUCUGGGUACUGCAGUCAUUGUGCCCUUGAUCCACUUGGAUUUAGACUGAUUUGGGAUGACUGAGCUGGUCUGCUGGUUUCAGACUUACACUCUCAUUUGAGACUCGCAGGCGGAGGGACCAACACAUGACCCACACAAACCCACCAUCACAGAUGAGCAGAUGUGAGAAUUUCUAUAAUCAUUUGAAAUCAUGAAACUUAUUAUCAAACUGUCAAUUGUGGAUGCUUUGAGUUUUCCUUAAAACCAACUGCAAUGUGUGUCAAAGCCAAAUUUUCACAUGCUGGGCUCUCACGUUGAUUUGCUGUUGCCCUUGCGUUUAGAGAAUGUGGACGUUGGAGGCCUUCCCUAGCUUCAUACUGUUACAGAUGAAAAUUAUUAAAGAAUGGUUAUCUACAUAAACAGGAAAGAAUGUACAUUACUGAAGCACAUUUAACUAUGGCAGAACAUGUACUUGCAUUGCUUUUCCAUUUAACUGAAAUAAAUCAUCUCUUUAACUAUUGUUUCUCAGAUCUUGACCAAAUGGCUCUGUGCGCACUCCCUUCUAAAGUUGUAAAUUUGCUGCUUGUUGCACUCACAUUUCGGCAGCAUCAUGCCAUGUGUUUUGAGUCACACUAUUGCUAGUUGAUUUGCUCAACUGUCUGCUUCUGUUCAAUGAGACUGCUUAGUGAAAGUGGUUUGUGAUUGGGUUGUAUUUGCGUCUGACAAAGCCAUAGGUAUAAAUGUUCAAAUCAGUUGUUUAUGAUAAUCCUAUGUGCCUCUUGAUUUUGCAUCCUCUAAGUGAACAUUACAGUAUGACUGAAUUUAUGUACCAGUAAUUGAGAUUAUGUGGUGCCUUUCUGUACCGUCUGCAAUGUUGUGAAGAAUAUGCCUUCAAUCUCCUCCAUUUUGUAUGCAUUGUUUCAGAAUAAAUCGUUUUACACUUUA
Molecule: messenger RNA, 5176 nt
Organism: Myxocyprinus asiaticus (Chinese sucker)
Lineage: Eukaryota; Metazoa; Chordata; Actinopteri; Cypriniformes; Catostomidae
Product: adenylate cyclase type 2-like
Exons: 27
Coding region: 536-3889 (1117 amino acids)
Biological process (GO): adenylate cyclase-activating G protein-coupled receptor signaling pathway; cAMP biosynthetic process; adenylate cyclase-inhibiting G protein-coupled receptor signaling pathway
Cellular component (GO): plasma membrane
Molecular function (GO): adenylate cyclase activity
Source: RefSeq, a predicted model, not a curated record